This is a messenger RNA of Lactuca saligna, 912 nucleotides long. NCBI's taxonomy places the organism in Eukaryota, Viridiplantae, Streptophyta, Magnoliopsida, Asterales, Asteraceae. The record is from the annotation of a GenBank genome assembly.
AUGGGUAGGCGUAAGAGGCUAUGCAUCACCUCAACUGAUAUCCCUAUUGACAGUGAGAUACAUGAUCAAAGUUCUGAGUUUUCUGCAACUGAUAUCCCUACUGAAGGAGAUCAAUCAGGUCAUCCACAAACUACUGGAGGCCAGUCUACUGCUGAAGAACACAGCUCUACUGAAGGAAGCCAAUCAGGUGCUCAAAAGAAGGUAAGGGGUUAUACUCAAAAGACCGAGACAUGGAACAUGAGUAGCUCCCAAAAAAUAGUAGUGACAUUUAAUAGGUUCGGAAAACCGGUAGGAGAUGAAGGAAAUGAACUCGUACAAUACCUUGGGACCCUUGUGAGGAUGGCUAAUCAUGUCGGAAUAGAUUAUGAUGAUUGGCCAAGUUUGUUAUUCAUCCGGCUGAAACAAGUGAAAUCAAGAAAUGGAUCCUUUUUAGCAUGGGGAAAAUGGAGGAAUUGGAAAGGUUCACUAAAAGCACGUGCAUAUGAUUCAAGUCUUACAAUCGAUCAAAUUGUGGUACAACAAACUGAGAAAGAUAACAGGGUGAACCUAACUCAGUUUAAAAAACUUGUUACUUAUUGGUUUACUCCAGAAUAUCAGGCAUUGAAGAAUGGUGUAUACCCAACACGAGGACAAAUAUAUGUAAAAACCCGCACUCAUAAAAAUGGAAAUAUCGUGAAUGAAAAAGUCGCUCAAGUUAUGAGUUCCCUACAAGCCACUGCAAGCGAUUCCUCAAAUACCCAAGGAUCAAGUAUCCUAGGAUCUGUAGAUGAUUUUUCAAAUGCUGACUACUCUAAAGUUAAAGGUCCUGAAAAAAGAGGGUAUAUUAGAUGUGUUAGAAGGAUGCCUACCGUAAAAGAGAAGGUUGUUUCUUGUUCUAAUGAUCCGACUGUCGAGCAACUAAAAAUAUGGUGA